AAACUAUAAAUAAGGAAGACUUUGGCCAGGAAUUUGAUACUAAUUCGACCACAUACAAGACCAUCUCCAGAGCUUCUAAACAAACAUAUAACUUUCUGCUCAUCCCAUCAAGCCAGACGCUUGUUUCAUCUAUACAACAUCACAAAACGCUCGCCUCUAUUAAGGUUAUCAUAUCCACUAGAGAAAUCCCAUCAAGAUGACUCUCACUCUCUGGAAGGAUAUCUCACCUAUGGGCCAGCCGCUUCGGCAGCCGUCCAACAAGUCCCCGCACGUUUUGAUUAUUGGUGGCGGUGUCACUGGACUGAUAUCCGCCUGGGUGCUUCUUGAUAAAGGAUACCGCGUCACUAUCGCCAGCAGCACAUGGGUAAACGACGAGCAGCGCCUGACGUCGCAGAUAGCCGGUGCCCUUUGGGAGUUCCCGCCUGCAGUAUGCGGCCAGCAUACAGACAAGAUUUCCCUAGCCCACUCUAAGCAUUGGUCCAUGACGGCAUACCACAUAUGGGACGGAAUUGCGUCUAUCCCGGCCCUGAGCGAAGCUUCCGGCGUGCGCAUGAUGCCGUCGGACUUCUUCUUUCCAGAGCCCGUGGAAAGUGAUAAAGCCCAAGUCUCCAAGAUGACAGAGAUCAUGGCUAGCGGCGUGAGAGGAUUCUACCGAGGAGCCGAUAUCAUCGACGAGCGCGGGGUCGACCCGUCCUACGGCGCAAUAGAUGCUUACGAGCUUCUAGCGCCCGUGAUCGACACCGACAAGGCCAUGGUGUGGCUUACGGAGCUCGUCGAGAGCAAAGGAGCUAGCCUCAUCACAGAGACGAUUCGAGGCGACCUGGUAGAAAUUGAGGACACGCUACGAGCUCGGUUCGAAGCCGACGUCAUCGUCAACUGUACCGGUCUCCAGGCCCAAGAGCUCGCCGGCGACGACAGCGUCUAUCCGAUCAGGGGUGGUCUCAUCCGAGUGAUCAAUGACGGGACGGACUUUCCGAAAGUAGAUGCGGCCCUUACUAUUACGGCAGAUGCGGCUCACUCCGCUAACGAGAUCAUAUUUCUCGUACCUAGGAACGAUAAUAUUCUUUUAAUCGGCGGUAUAACCGAGCCGCAUGAGUGGAACCUAGAUCUCACCCUGAACACUCCAAUCAUCCGUAGGAUGCGGGAGAGAUGCGAGAGGUUCCUUCCCGGCUUAGAAAAUGCCAGGGUAGAUCCCGAAUAUCCGCUUGCACAGGGCCUGCGUCCUUUCAGAGGCCAGAACGUGAGGGUCGAGCGUGAACUUCGCAGGACUGGUAGCCGCAUUGUUCACUCAUACGGCCACGGUGGCGCAGGCUGGAGUCUGUCAUUCGGCUGCGCGCGAGACGUUGCGACACUUGUCGACGAGGCUCUUGAGGGGGUCCCGGCUCGACCGAUGAGCGAAACGGCCUUCGAGCGGAAAGCGGCGGGAUUUCAACGACCGGGACCGAGGCGCUGAACAAUCGGAUUACGGCUUGGUUUUUCUUACACUUGUCUCGGCGUCGAUAUGAUUAAAACGGGUCAGGUUUAGAGCAGGCGUAGGUUGGCGUAUGUUCCAUAGACGGAAUUCCCUUGCUCUCGCUUCAAAUUCCAUUUGUAUGUAUCAAAUAGCUCCACAUCUUGUCGUUUAGCGACGUUUCAACAUAGAAAUCAAGACAUGACUAUGAAAGGAAGUCUGGCGGUGACCCAUAUCGCAUUAUCUGACCACCAUAUAGAGCAGAAGCGAAUGAGAGUCCAACAUGAGGAUCUUCCUUGCAGAGAACAUUACUCAUGACAGUAGUAGUUGGACUGGCUCUUUACACAAUUGGGACGUGUAGGGCUGAUGGCUUACGCCCCAAAACGGCAGCCAGGUGCGUAUGAAUAAGCAAAGUAGAUAUGCGUGGCAUGCUCAUGCUGCAAGGCUGUAUGAGUCCACCUCUUGACCGGGGUAGAGUGCUCGCGUCGCACGUAAGAACACCGGUCUGGCCGUUAUAAUCUGAUAGUCUCACUGCAGAAGGGGAGUCACACGGCAACAAA
This is a messenger RNA of Daldinia caldariorum, 2010 nucleotides long. Its product is annotated as FAD dependent oxidoreductase. Bases 197 to 1453 code for a protein of 418 amino acids. The transcript is spliced from 3 exons. Lineage: Eukaryota; Fungi; Ascomycota; Sordariomycetes; Xylariales; Hypoxylaceae. Gene Ontology annotation, molecular function: FAD binding; D-amino-acid oxidase activity. The record is from RefSeq and is a predicted model, not a curated record.